UUGGAAAAAUUAAAAAUUAGAUCACCAGUCUUUGGUUGAGUAGCUUUUGUUGUCAUUUUUAGCUUUGGUAGAAAUAACUACAAGUGUAAGUAGUAAUGUUGAUUCAGUCAGGUGUUCCAAGCACAAGCAAGCACGCCUGCAUGUAUUUGACUAUUGUAAGCAAAUGUAAUUUAAUUUUGUGGUCAUCAAUGAAUUUGGCAUUGAAUCGAAAGCUGCGCGAUGUAAGGCAGUGGCAACGGACAUGGAAUGGGUCCUGCUUCUCCACGCUUCCACGAUCACAACAUGCAGAGCAGCUGCUUUGUCAUUGCACCAAUCUGAGCCAUCUUCAGCAGACACAAGGUUUCAUGCUUACCAGAGGUCUCGACCAAGAUGACAUCCUACUCGCCCGAUUUAUAUACACCUCCGCUUCUCUGGGCUUAUCCUCCUAUGCCUAUUCUGUUUUCAUCAGUAACCACCGACCCAGCAUCUUUUUCUACAACAACGUCAUUUGGGCUCUAUCUUCAUCCAAUCCCACGCGUGCCAUUUCUCUGUUCAACGCCAUUCGCCUGCUUGGGAUGCCACCCGACUCUUACUCUUUCCCCUUUGUUCUGAAGGCCGUUGUUUGUUUAUCCGCCGUCCAUGUUGGCAAGCAGAUUCAUUGCCAAGCUAUUGUUUCUGGGUUGGACUCCCAUCCCAGUGUGGUCACAUCCCUCGUUCAGAUGUAUUCUUCUUGCGCUCACCUUUCUUCUGCCCGGAAGCUAUUUGAUGGAGCCACUUUCAAACACGCUCCCCUCUGGAAUGCUAUGCUCGCAGGUUAUGCUAAGGUGGGUAAUAUGUCUAAUGCCCGCAACUUGUUUGAAUGUAUGCCUGAAAAGGAUAGGGAUGUUGUUUCUUGGACUACACUUAUUUCAGGAUACACGCAGACUCAUAGUCCCAAUGAGGCUAUCACGCUCUUCCGCAUUAUGCUGCUCCAGAAUGUGCAGCCAGAUGAGAUUGCAAUUUUGGCUGUGCUGUCUGCCUGUGCUGAUUUGGGUGCUCUUCAGUUGGGGGAGUGGAUUCACAACUACAUUGAAAAGCAUAAUAAUAAAUUGCGUAAGACUGUCCCUCUUUGCAACUCUCUCAUAGAUAUGUAUGCCAAAUCAGGCGACAUAAGUAAGGCACGCCAACUGUUUCAGAAUAUGAAGCAUAAAACGAUUAUAACCUGGACAACCGUGAUUUCCGGACUUGCUUUACAUGGUUUUGGAAAGGAGGCCCUUGAUGUAUUUUCUUGCAUGGAGAAGGCUCGAGUCAAGCCAAAUGAAGUGACCUUAAUCGCCGUCCUUUCCGCAUGUAGCCAUGUUGGAUUGGUUGAACUGGGCCGCAAUAUUUUCACGUCUAUGAGAUCCAAAUAUGGAAUUGAACCCAAGAUUGAGCAUUACGGCUGCAUGAUUGAUUUGCUUGGACGUGCUGGAUAUCUUCAAGAAGCAAUGGAACUAGUUAGGGUGAUGCCAUCCGAAGCAAAUGCAGCUGUAUGGGGAUCGCUUCUUUCUGCUUCAAAUAGAUAUGGUGAUGCUGCGCUAGCAGCGGAAGCUUUGCGUCAUCUAAGUGUGUUGGAGCCCCACAAUUGUGGGAAUUAUUCGCUCUUAUCCAAUACGUAUGCUGCGCUUGGUUGGUGGAAGGAAGCUGCUAUGGUAAGGAAGGUUAUGCGGGAUACGUGUGCGGAAAAGGUUCCAGGUGUCAGUUGUGUUGAGCUGAACAAUAGAGUAUAUGAAUUCAUUGCCGGAGACAAAUUAAACAUCUGCUUUCUGGACGUCCUACAAAGCAUAAAUGGGCAACUGAUCGAAGAUGCUUUAUCUGAAAAGUGGACCAAUGACGACUGACUUGUAUAUUUUUAAUUAUAUAUUUUAAAAUGUUAAUAUCUUUAUUUGAUCAAUGUAAAACAUAUUAUAUUUUUUAUUGAACUUGAUCUUUUGACUUUUAUAAUUUUAAAUUA
This is a messenger RNA of Glycine soja, 1951 nucleotides long. RefSeq names its product pentatricopeptide repeat-containing protein At5g56310. Gene Ontology annotation, molecular function: RNA binding; protein binding. Gene Ontology annotation, biological process: RNA modification. The transcript has a single exon. Bases 96 to 1838 code for a protein of 580 amino acids. The record is from RefSeq and is a predicted model, not a curated record. Lineage: Eukaryota; Viridiplantae; Streptophyta; Magnoliopsida; Fabales; Fabaceae.